This is a messenger RNA of Dioszegia hungarica, 1275 nucleotides long. RefSeq lists its product as uncharacterized. The record is from RefSeq and is a predicted model, not a curated record. NCBI's taxonomy places the organism in Eukaryota, Fungi, Basidiomycota, Tremellomycetes, Tremellales, Bulleribasidiaceae. The coding region runs from base 1 to 1275 and encodes 424 amino acids. The transcript has 5 exons.
AUGUCGGUAUAUGAGGAGGCCUUCGAUGUCCCCCUCCUGUCAGCGCCAUGGCACGCCCUCCCCUCAUCUCCCUCCGACCCUUCCCGCCUCAUCCUCAAAUACGCCCCUCAUCCAUCUCGACCUGGGUACAUCGUACUCCUCACCGACCUCGCAGCAGUCUACUGCGAAGUCCUCACCGGCCCGGGUGUGCCAUCACGGACGACCGAGGUGGACCGGGCGUUUCACGCAAACAGCGCGAAGGGAAGCAAGGGAAAAGGGAGGAGAGCCGGUAUGGACGAGGAGGAUGUGAUUGGGAGGAGCGAGGCAGCUUUGAAGGAUGUUGGGGAGAUGUGGGACCGGUUGGAAGGGGCCAAGGUGGAGAUGAAGGAGCAUGAUUACCAUGACGCUGUGCUCUCUGUGCAGACAGAUGACUUCUCCUGGCUCUUCUAUCUCACCGAGCUGAAAGGCCGACAACCUCUCGCAAUCCUCGCUCAGCAACUGAUCGCACCAUUAGCGGGCAUACUACUCGAGACGAAUCACAUACAGACCGAGGGCAAGCCAGGACCCAUGGAGCUCGUUUAUACCCUCUUCCACCAGUCCCCCACUAUCACUCAGCACAUGGCGGCCCACCAUGCCUCGUCUUCCAAGCCCAAAGGAGCUACAUCGAAAGCUAAGUCCUCGACAACUAAGGCCCCGGCGAGCCCCGUCAAUAUCAAAACCAAGGCUAAGCCUGCUACACCGAUUGCUAGACAGGCGGACGCGGAGGACGCGGAGGAGGAAGAGAAAGAAGAGUAUGUCAGCGAGGAGGAGCAGCCACAUACUCGCUCGCGGGACACACCGAAACGUUCAUCUACCAAGCCCCCGAUUUCACGAUCGACCGACCGGUCGAGUUCGCCCGAGCGUAUGGUCGUGGACCAGGACCAGGGGCCCCGUCGGGGUUCUCCUUCACGGUCUACCACACCCACUCGCGCACCUCCUCCCUCGGCGCCUAGAUCUGUGAAGGCGACUCCCACCAAGUCUAAAGCCCGCCAUAUCAUCGAGUCGGACGAUGAAGCAGAAGCGGAAGCUGAGGGAGAGGAGUCAGCGGAUAUGACCUCGGAAGCGGGAUCAGCGGCUCCCGAGAAAUCGGCAACCCCGCCUCCUCCUGCAGCGUCUGCUUCUUCUCAAACGAGUAAAAAGGAGAGGGAGCGGGCUGAGGAAGAGGAGAUGCGGGCGAGGGCGGAGGCUAUGAAGCGCAAGAUGGAGGGCGGAGGGGCUGGGGGUGGAAAUCUGGGUAGACGACGCUUGCGGCGUUGA